AUGGCCAUGUCUACAACUCAAGCUCGCCGAAAUCUUUUCUCGGUCCCUUUUUACAACGAAUGCAUCCACGUAACAGUAACAAAAGAGGCCCGACAAGUACAUGAAUGGAUUCUUUCGAUAUGCAGUAUUCACAUCGAUUUCCCGAAGAAUCUUUUAAUAGGUCUUGAUACCGAGUGGCUGCCAAAUCUAAACCCAGGCGAAAACCACCCUAUUGCUAUACUCCAACUCAGCAUCGGCAACCGGUGCCUCAUCUUUCAACUUCUUCACGCAGACUUUAUUCCGGUUUCGCUCCACGCCUUCUUAGCCGAUCCUCGCCACACGUUUUGUGGGGUCGGUAUCAAAGAUGACGUGGACAAAUUAUACGAUCAUCAUAAAUUACGCGUGAGAAAAAUCGCGGACCUGAACGAUCUUGCAAGACUGGCGACGAUCAACAGCCAAAGUGGAAAUGGAAGGUACAAAUACAUGGGAUUGAAGAAGAUGGCGUAUGCGGUUCUUGGAAAGAAGAUGGAGAAGCCAUUGAACGUGACGCUCAGUAAGUGGGACGCUGUGGAGCUCGAUCGUGAUCAAAUUGAAUAUGCAGCCAUUGAUGCGGUAGUUUCUUACCAACUUGGUUAUACAAUGUGCUCGCCGAUUUAUCGUCCGCAGCCAGGCUUUAUCGUAGUUGGACGACCUGGAAUGUUAUUAGUUUAG
Messenger RNA from Erythranthe guttata (spotted monkey flower), 690 nucleotides. Its product is annotated as 3'-5' exonuclease. The record is from RefSeq and is a predicted model, not a curated record. Gene Ontology annotation, biological process: nucleobase-containing compound metabolic process. Gene Ontology annotation, cellular component: nucleus; cytoplasm. Gene Ontology annotation, molecular function: 3'-5' exonuclease activity; nucleic acid binding. NCBI's taxonomy places the organism in Eukaryota, Viridiplantae, Streptophyta, Magnoliopsida, Lamiales, Phrymaceae.